Molecule: messenger RNA, 762 nt
Organism: Dendrobium catenatum
Lineage: Eukaryota; Viridiplantae; Streptophyta; Magnoliopsida; Asparagales; Orchidaceae
Product: rapid alkalinization factor
Exons: 1
Coding region: 132-482 (116 amino acids)
Source: RefSeq, a predicted model, not a curated record
CCUCUUUCCGCCUAUCUCUCCACUCCUGGCUGAACGGCAGAGAAAGAGACGCGGAGGAAGACUCUACCUUUGUUUUCUCUAGAUAGAUCUCUCCACAGUUUCCAGAAAGAGAGAGAGAGGUGGCGGCAGCAAUGGCGGCGAAGAGGAUCUCUGCUGCGCUUCUCCUACUCAUAACUUUUAUGGCGUCCCUGCUUGCCUCGCCGGCGGUCGCCAGCAAGGAGAUGCCGCUGGUUGGAUGGAUCCCGGGACGAUCUGCCUGCAGUGGCACGAUUGGUGAGUGCCUGGAAGCCAAUGAGUUCGAUCUUGGCUCCGAAUCUAGCCGUCGGAUCCUGGCGACCUCGAGCUACAUCAGCUACAGCUCUCUCAGACGUGGCUCCGUCCCCUGCUCCCGCCGCGGCGCUUCCUACUACAAUUGCCGCCCCGGCGCCCAGGCGAAUCCCUACUCCCGAGGCUGCUCCAGAAUCACCCAAUGCCGAGGCUAGGGUUUCCUUCUUCUUCUCGCCUCUUUUCUUUCUCUGAUGCUUUUUUUGUUUGAAGGAGGCUGACUGAGAUGUGAAUGAUGAGUGAUGCUAUGGUUGUUGAUUGGUUUGUUCUCGAUGGGGGCUAUAUGAUAUUUCCUAUUUGUUGUUAAGCUGUUCUUUUCAUCGUUGCUGUUGCUGUUGCUGUUGUAAAUCUUAGUUAUAAGCUCUAUUUAUUAUAUUAAAUUAUGAUUGACAUUUCAUGUAAUUUGAGUGAUUAAUCUAAUUUCUUUCUCUUUAUUUA